CAACAGCACUCAGCUGCUGUGCAGCAAACUAGCUGGCCUAGUGACUGAAUACCGGACAGUUUUUUAAUUUAGGGAUCUGUAUACGUUGCUUUACAGUUAGUAAUAAUGUAUUAUAUAAAGCUUAUUCAAUAAAAUCAUCAACAGUGCGCAGUAAUUAGGUUUAAUUUGAAACUCCUUUGUCUCCUGUAUGCUAACUUCUAAUAAGUGUAGGUUAGCUUUCAAAGGGAGGCCGGGAGGGACCCUGUUCGACUAAAAGGCCACAGGUAUUUAUGACAAAGCCAGACCACAAGACAGCCCGCUGGAGACUCUGACCUCCACCAAUGGCCACCAGUAUUAUUUCCUCAUCUGUCAUCAUGUCACCACGAAAAAGACACCUGGUCCCUGUAAGCAGCCGGCGGAAAACAGUGGACGACUACUUUCCUUUCAACUUUCUGCCGGUGGAGUGCCAGCUGCACAUCUUUUCCUUUCUGAAUGAGGUGGAUAAAUGCAGCUGUGCUUUGGUUUGCUUGAGCUGGAGCUGCAUCGUCCGCUCCUGGAAGCUGUGGCGGGUGGCAGACUAUUCCCGUCGCGGCGUCUUCCACCUGGGUCAGGAGGGGCUGCUUGUUUCAAAUCGUGAGUUCGAGAGGUGGAAAUCCUGGGUCCACCAUUACACCCACCACCUCAUCUCACGCAGAGCCAGCCUGCUCACACUGAAGGCCAGCUUCGACCUGGGGGAUCACUGCAACAAGUGGGGCGAGCUUCUGAGUCAUCUGCUGGAUAAUGUCCAUUGCAGGGACCUCAGCCACCUGGACCUUAACUGGACCUUUACUCUGCUUGAGCCGCUGGACCUCAGGGUUCACUCCAGCUCCAGUUCGCACCAGGACAGCAUUACCAAGAUGGACCAGCUGACCAGUUUCCAGGAGCUGCUGACCAAACUCACCCACAGCUGCCCACGCAUCUCUAAAAUGCGGCUACACUUCGACUGGUCGGAUGUCUCUGUGUCGCUGCUCACCCAGUUCCAGCAGCUCAGAGUCCUCGAGCUUAAAUAUUUCUGGGUCUUUAAAGGAGUGACUCCAUCGACUCUGCAGACCCUAACCAAAUCCCUGCCUAACCUGAAGUCUCUGACUUUACACAUCCUGGUGCCAAUGAGGAACCUGGGCAUCUCAUACACUCUGGAGUCUCAAUCACUGGAGUUCCUGGACGUGUCGCCCAGCCGAGGCUUGGUCUUCUCCUGCCUGAAACUUCCUGCCCUGCGCGAGCUUCAAGCCAAGAAGAUCGUCCGCAGCAUUACACUGGACCGAAGGACCAGGCUGAGGAUCCAGAGGCGGUGGCCCUGCCUGUACCAAGUCCUCCGGGAGGGGACGCCGAAGCUCCAGGCUCUCAACAAUGAGAGGCUACUCCCCACGUGGAGAGAGGAGAGCUAUGGGGAGCUGUCUGCCAUCCUCGAACAGUCCUGUUACUGUGUUCAGCAUCUAGACAGCUGGUUGUGGUAGCCAACUGUGUGACAUUCAAGCACGUUCAGUAGCUCGUCAUUGACUGGUAGAAAGCAACAUGUUGCUUUUACACCCACCUUAUUUGUCCCCAUAUGAAUGAAUGUACUCAGAGGGACUUACAGUUGCACAUAUUUGCAGAAAAAACUAGGACUUGAAGUAAAAUCAAAGGACUGCAAGUUGUUUCCAAUUCUUUAACAAGGAACUGCAGUUACAGUUGGAAACACUUUCCCAACACAAUGAUACACUGUUUUAUUAUCAACCAACUAGGACUGUUUUACUUUGUUUGUCCAUUAUCUUCUGUAAGCAGCAGUGCUUUGUGCUGAUUGCACUGUGUUGUGCUGGCUUCAAUUAAUUUCCACUAGAGCUCUGCGCUGGAAAAAAUGAACACACAGCUGUACCUGAGCCAAGUGUGCACGGCCCAUCAAAAGAAGACUAGAUCACAAAGUGUAAUGCCUACUUAGCCUGUUGAAAUAGAAACCUAUGAGGAGUACAGGGGCCACUGUUCAGGAAAAAAAAUUGCACCUUGGAAAUGAGAAAAAGAAUGAGAAGAAGCUCCAACAUGUCAAGAACAAAAUCCUGGUUGUAUUUUAAGAAACGUCUUUUGUUAUGAGAGAGGGAAAAAGUCACCCUAUUUCAAGUUAAAAUCUUUAAAUAUUAUGAUGUUGGCUCGAAAUAUUAUAGUUCUCAAAAUAUUUAACCUUUAUUCUCUGUAUCACAUUGCCCAGAAUAUUGCUUUGUCAGCUGUAGAAAACUGACACUAACUGUACUGUAAAUGUAACUAUUGUUAUUAUUUUGGUUAUUGGUUGAAUUCAGUUGAUUCAUCCUCAGAAACAGUCGUCUACUGUUGCUGUUUGAUAAGACUUUGAUGGGCUGGACUGUAGAGAAAUUGAGCCCUUGAUGAGCCAAAUGGCAGACAAGGUCUACUGUGCACACGCAGUACAGAUUUCAGAUUGAAUUUAAACUGAUCAUAUGCUCAUAGAAUACGUUAAUUAAUUGUAGUCUAAACACAUUCGAACGACUGAUAUUUUAGUAAUCUGAUCUGUGGCAAGUGAAGACAUGGUGCAGGACCAAAAAGCUUCUCAGUAGUCAUGGGUAGUGACCCUGGGUCAGUAGGACCAAGUCCUGUAGACAGUCUCCUUUUAAAUAAAAAGCCAAGCUGGUUCUGUAUAGCCACUCUGACUUGGCUGCUAAAUACUAGGCAACAUCAGAUUGGCAGUAUUAAGGUGGUGCAGCGCUAAUCUCAGCCUGUCAGGAAUGCAGCACAGAUGAAGGGGGGUUCAUUUCAGUGCUGGACCAGAGUGUGCCCAACUUUUCUUUUCUGGAGUGCUCCUGUUGUUUUAUUGUUAAUGUGUAUGAAGUGUUUUUCAUUGUGUGUGUUUCUUCUAAAGCAGAGAGAGAGAGAUAAUGUAACAAUUUGUCACAACCCUGAUUCCGUUGUGAAGUUGGGCGCUGUGCAAAAUGUAGCUAAAAACAGAGUGUAAUCAUUUGCAGGCGAAUUGUGUUAACCAUUAACAGUUAUACAAAGUGUUCCUGAGCCCAUGCAGUAACAUCAAUUAUACAAUCAUGUGUUCACAAAGUGGUGAACCUCGCUCCAUCCUUGCUGGAGAACAACUGAGUCUUUCCAGGAUGCUCCUUUCA
Molecule: messenger RNA, 3110 nt
Organism: Chelmon rostratus (copperband butterflyfish)
Lineage: Eukaryota; Metazoa; Chordata; Actinopteri; Chaetodontiformes; Chaetodontidae
Exons: 3
Coding region: 321-1472 (383 amino acids)
Biological process (GO): SCF-dependent proteasomal ubiquitin-dependent protein catabolic process; protein polyubiquitination
Cellular component (GO): SCF ubiquitin ligase complex
Molecular function (GO): protein binding
Source: RefSeq, a predicted model, not a curated record